Gigantopelta aegis is the source of this 731-nucleotide messenger RNA. RefSeq lists its product as uncharacterized. The record is from RefSeq and is a predicted model, not a curated record. The transcript has 5 exons. The coding region runs from base 393 to 731 and encodes 112 amino acids. Lineage: Eukaryota; Metazoa; Mollusca; Gastropoda; Neomphalida; Peltospiridae.
UCGAUAAAACCCACUUUGGGUGGGAGCCGGCAACGGGAUGCGAACCAAAUAACAGCCUUUUAGCCUUAAAUCCGGUGACUUAACCAGGUACUACACCACCGAGACCGGUCUGUACAGCGUUUGUGCUGACCUGAAGCCAAGGCUACAUCAAACUAAAUUAAGUUGGCUUCUACAUUCUCGUGGGUAUUCUCGCGAGACUUGUACAGCUGUUGCCGCUUGUAUACAAAAAGGUAUUUCCACGGUGUUCGUUCACGGUGUUCGUGCUCGUUCCACUUAAGUACCCAGCGAUUAUUUAUCACUUUAUUAUUUUGUUCUCACACACGGAUGUUUCAGCUCAUUUGUACUACAGAGCAUUUACAAGGUUUCCCAAGCUGAGAAAAUCCAAUGGAGAAAUGGAGUCAAAGGAUGAAAAUAAAGCCAGUCUUAAAGUCAUUGUGAUGUCACAGACUGACGAGGGAUCUGUUGUAGACGAAAUGGAUAGCAACGCGUCGGCUGAAGAAAACGGUGAAAAUUCAGACUGUAGUAGAAGCAAUGAAAAUAUCGGCAUGGAGCAGCAUUUUUCUGAGAUUGAGCACAUGGUGCAUGAGCUGAAGAAAGGAUUCAUGCAGGUCAUGCAAACUCUUACUGUCAUACAGGAUGACGACAUAACGGUGAAGAAAGAGCUUGCAGACAUGUCAGAGACGCUGGAGUCGGUGCAAUGUUAUGACUUCAAUAUGAAUGAACUUCCUUAG